This is a messenger RNA of Cornus florida, 4686 nucleotides long. RefSeq names its product transcription factor MYB3R-1-like. Bases 1327 to 4506 code for a protein of 1059 amino acids. Gene Ontology annotation, biological process: regulation of DNA-templated transcription. Gene Ontology annotation, cellular component: nucleus. The record is from RefSeq and is a predicted model, not a curated record. The transcript is spliced from 12 exons. Lineage: Eukaryota; Viridiplantae; Streptophyta; Magnoliopsida; Cornales; Cornaceae. Gene Ontology annotation, molecular function: DNA-binding transcription factor activity, RNA polymerase II-specific; RNA polymerase II cis-regulatory region sequence-specific DNA binding.
CGCUGAAGCUCGUACAAGUCCUCUCAUGACUUCUUUCUUUCUCUUUCUAUUCUUUCAAGUUACUGUGUCGUGUAAGCAAAGAUUAGUGAAAAAGGGUAGUUCGGAUCUAAAGAGUAUUAGUCAAGUGGAAGAGGAGCAGAAUGAAAAAAAACUAAGAUUAGUGUUGUUGAUAAGCACCGAAUUGGCAGCUUAGAUUUAAAAUUAGUGAAAAAUUAGUUCAAAAUGUUGUAUUAAAAUUCUUCUAAUCUCAAAUUCAAAGCACCAAUAUUAUUUGUAAUCAAAUCCUUAAAUCAUCAUUCUUUUAUAAACUCGUGUUAAAAGUAACGUAGGUCAUUUCUAAGUUAAAUUACCAACCUAAAAUCCAGUUUGGUUUGUUGGAUUUGUCUAAUCCUAUUUAAAGAAAUUGUACCUUAAGGGUGUUUUUGAAAAAAAAAAAAAUAAUAAUAAUAAUAAUAAAAUUGGCAGGGGAUAAACAACACAAAUAAUGGGAUGGAUUAAAUGGACUACAGUUAUGAGGGACUCUUGUUUCCAUGCCUAUAUUUUGUGGGUGAGAAUUAUAUAUCUUUUAACUUAUUUAACAAAAAAGGAAAAAAAAAAAAGAGAAAAAGAAAGAACUAAAUAAACCACUUUAUUAGAUAGAUUUUUUUUUUAAAAAAAGAGUUUAAUAAACGAUGUUUGGGAGAAUCCAUACAAUUUGAGGCCAUUUUAGCUCACCGAAUCGCUGACGCGAUUAAUAAAUUAUACAACUAUACAUGCUAUUUAUAAAAAUAAAAAAAUAAAAAGAAGAAAAUCGUGACCCGACCCUGUUCUAUUACCCGACCCUUUCUCAAACCAUUUUCAAAGCAUGCCGUUGAGGGUUUAAAUAUUUAAAUCGUUACCAAACAACCCUAUUGAAAAUGGAAGGCCGAGAUUGCUACGUGAGUCAAUUAUUCCCGUUGUUAUAUUAGAACAUGUUCGACGUUUAGCAGAGGAUUUGAACUACGUUGUCCGCCCCUUUUUAUGUUGGAAUAGAGCUCCUUCAGAUCGUUCUUACUGUCUCUCUCUCUCUCUCUAAAACUCUAUCUUCUCUCUCUAAAUUCGCCGAGCAUCUGCAGGUUCCUCUCUCUGUCUCCACUGGGACUUGCAAUGCGCGGUGAGUCGGCAGACUCUUGGACUCCAUUUCUCAUCCGAUUACAUUAUUUUCAGCACACUUCGCCUGUGAGUUUAUCCUGCAAAAGGGUAGAUCCUGCCACAUCUUAGAGAAAUUGAUAAUGAUUUGGGUAAGACAUUACGGGAAGAAUUGCCGUCGUGCUGGAAUCAGGAUAUGUAGAUUUGCUUUUCUGUCAAAUGACUAUGAGAGGUGAUAAGAUUAGUACUACUACUUCAGACGGGGUUGGUGAUGGUUAUCAGAAAUUGCGACCUCCACACGGGAGGACUAGUGGCCCUACGAGGCGUUCUACGAAGGGACAGUGGACAGCUGAAGAGGAUGAGAUUUUGCGCAAGGCUGUCCAACGUUUUAAAGGGAAAAAUUGGAAAAAGAUAGCGGAAUGUUUCAAGGAUCGAACCGAUGUACAGUGCUUACACAGGUGGCAGAAAGUUUUGAAUCCAGAACUUGUCAAAGGUCCAUGGUCUAAAGAGGAGGAUGAAAUAAUAAUUGAAUUAGUGGACAAAUAUGGGGCAAAAAAAUGGUCUACCAUUGCACAGCAUUUACCUGGACGAAUUGGGAAGCAAUGUCGGGAAAGGUGGCAUAAUCAUCUUAAUCCCACCAUAAACAAGGAGGCUUGGACACAGGAAGAGGAAUUGGCUUUAAUUCAUGCCCAUCAAAUUUAUGGGAACAAGUGGGCAGAGUUAAUGAAAUUCUUGCCUGGAAGGUCAGACAAUGCCAUAAAAAAUCAUUGGAACAGCUCUGUGAAGAAGAAACUGGACUCUUACUUGACAUCAGGAUUACUAGUGCAGUUCCAAGGCCUCCCUCAUGUCAGCCAUCCGAACCAAUCCAUGGCUUCGUCUUCUUCAAGGGUGAUACAGACCAGUGGGGAGAAUGGGAUAGAAGCGGAGGAGAUUUCAGAAUGUAGUCAAGGUUCAAAUGUUGUUGGUUGUUUGCAAUCUACAAGUGACAUGGUCAAUGUAGAUGCACAUGCUAGAGAAGAAUGCCGAUUAACUGAAGAAUCUUCUCAUGGAAAGAAUCCAUGCUCCAGUCCAGCAUCAUGUUCUGAGCAUUAUCACGUAGCUCUUGAAGAUGUUGCUUUUUCAACUCCAGAAGUACUUUACGAAUUUGGUGACUCCUCAAACCUUGAUCACAAUUUCUCACACGAUUGGGGAAUUUCUGCAGGUAAAGAUUGGCAGCAUAAUUUGAAGGAGUCAUCUGAUAUAACUUCAAUGGAUUUGGGACAGGAAUCAUCAGGGUUGUUGAUGCAUUCUAUAGGUGGCAAUGGAAAUCAUGAGGCGGUACAUUUCCCAUUACAAACUACUGAGGGUUUAAGUGUGUCUACUUCCGUGGGAAACAUGAUAACAGAUUCUGAUAAAACAGAGUGCAUGUUGAUAUCCGAAGAUAGCAGUUGCAGGGUGAUAUUCUCAGAUACAAGGACUGAUGGAGGGAAUCUUAUGGAGUGCUCAAAUAUCAACUUAGAUGGAUCCACAGAUUCAUUACUAUACCAAUCAUCAAACUGUCAGCUCCCCGAAGUUUCAGGCACUUUAGCUUCACAAUCAUAUUAUCCUCUGAGGUCUGAGAUUCUGGAAUCGUCAGAAUGUCAGCCGUUUUCUGUUCCUCCACUACUUUCAGAUGAUGUUGCACCUAUCUUUGUUAAUGAUUCGAAUCAGUUUGAUAUUCUUUCACUUGAGAACCAAGAAGAGGAGCCAACCAUAGGUUUACAUGAUGGCUUCAUCUAUGCCAAUGACACUGCCGGUACUCCUUGCAGUGACAGCAUGGAUAACAUGGGCCUGCAAAUGCAACAGGAUCAGACAAAGGACUCCACAAAGCUAGUUCCUGUGGAUGAUUUUGGUUCGGUACCAUCAAAUGAUAAAACUUGCCCUUCAAUGGAUGAAAGUGCAAUUGUACCAACUGAACAGCAGGAUGCAGGAUCUCUAUUUUACGAACCUCCUCAUUUUCCUAGCCUGGAUAUUCCUUUCUUUAGCUGUGAUCUAGUUCAAUCUGAUAGUGAUAUGCAGCAAGAGUACAGCCCUCUUGGUAUCCGACAACUCAUGAUGCCUUCCAUGACCUGUUUCACUCCAUUUAGGUUAUGGGACUCACCGUCUAGGGAUGGUAGUCCAGAUGCAGUGCUGAAAAGUGCUGCCAAAACUUUUACAUGCACACCAUCCAUAUUGAAGAAACGGCACCGUGAUCUGUUGUCACCUUUGUCAGAGAAGAGGAGUGAGAAAAAAUUUGAGAGUGACAUGAAUCAGUUUUCAUUUUCCAGCUUGACCAAAGAUUUUUCCCAAUUAGAUGUUACAUUUGAUGGCAAUGCGAACCAGAAAGCAUCUUUGCGUUCUUCAUUGUCAAACCAGAAAAGGAAUUCCACAAUCUCGUCCAAAGAUAAAGAAAAUCUGGGUCAUGAUUUUGAAGUGGGCAAAGAUGACACUGGACUUUUGGACAAAAGAAACUCAGAGAAAGAGUUUGAUAGCACUAUUUCCCAGGACAAGGCAGGGGAAGGGACUUCUGCCACUGAUCCUAAAACUAAGGGUUUAGUUGAUGCAGCGGUUCGAACUGUGCAACAUCCUUCUGGAAUCCUUCUUGAACAUGACAUAAACGAUCUACUUUUCUUUUCCCCUGAUCGAUUCGAAAUUAAAUCAGACAGAGCCAUGGGUCCAAGUUCUAAAACUCUUGGAAAUCAGCAUUCUAGAAGAUUGGAGGCUGCACCAAAUCAAGGCACUCUUUCAGAAUUUUCAUCCACAAAUUCCCACUUACCUGUUGUUACCUCUACAGUUUGUGAGAAGAAUGACACAAAUCAUUUGGUUGCUUCUAAGUCUGUAAAAUCUGCUACUACAUUGACCCCCUUAAAGAUUACAGUUGAAAAUUCUGGGAAUAAUGCUGGUGUUGAAAACUUGAGCAUAUUCGGCGGAACCCCUUUCAAGAGAAGUUUCGAGUCCCCUUCAGCUUGGAAGUCCCCCUCAGCUUGGAAGUCCCCUUGGUUCAUUAACUCUUUUCUGCCGGGUCCAAGAGUUGAUACUGAUAUAACAAUUGAGGAUAUAGGGUAUUUUAUGAGCCCAGGGAACAGAAGCUAUGAUGCCAUUGGAUUGAUGAAACAGUUGAGUGACCAUACUGCAGCUGCAUUGGCUGAUGCGCAGGAGGUUUUGGGAAAUGAAACUCUUGAAACAGAAUUAACAGAAAAUGACUACCACAAUCAGAAACUGGACCGGGAAAAUAAUCAUAUUGCUGAUAGUCAGCCAGAGAACCGUGACAUUGUGGCUUCAAAUGUAUUGAAAGAGUGGCGUGUUCUUGAUUUUAGUGAAUGUGGGACUCCUGGUAAGGGGACAGAAAGCGCGAAAUUGUCUACGUCCACAAGCUCCUUAAGUCCAUCUGCCAUCUUUUGAAGUGCUGCAGGUAGUAGUAAGUUGUUAUAGCUAUAGAGGAGUAUUCUGUAAGAUAUUACUGUAGAACUAAUACAUGUGUGCAUAUCUGCCUUUUUUGGCUUCUCAAUCUUUGUUAUGGUGUAUGGAUUUUGAUAUAAUUACUAAUAGAUUAAAGAUUGUUCUUGUGCUUUCUGAUUUAUC